UUGAAUUUCAGAAUUAAAACAAUGAAGUGCUGUUUAAUUGUUGCUAUAAUUUGUUGUGCGACAACGUACACUGUGGCUGUUGAUUUGGCCAAUCAGGAAAUAACGCAAGAAAUGAUGGUCACCGGUUAUACGUGCCUAAUGAAAAAUCUGAAUCCAGUAACGGCAUUAGUUAGAUCGAAAAUUUUAAGCGCUGGCUUGUAUGGUGUUUAUGUAUAUGAGCAAACUAACAGCGUAGAGAGAGCAGUUAAAUCGGCCGCAAAAUACGCUUUCAAAAAUGCUGUUGAUAUGGCAAACUCUGCUCUGUGUGCGACAACAACAACAUUUGAUAUUGUAACGGAUAUUACCCAAGGAAGAAAUCCGCGACAAGCAGUCAUUGAACACACCAACAUUGAUGAGACGGCCCGUAAUAUUUUAAAUAAUCCAAAAGGUGCGACAGCAAAAAAUAUCAUUCAGAAGACAAAUAUCAUCAUAACUUGGGCAUAUGGCCCAAUACCCGGAUUUGUAUCCGCCGAAAUUCUGAUGGCCACCACUGAAGGUUUGAAGAAAUAUAAUCAAACGGGAAACAUGAAGGAAGCAACUAAAGCGGCUGCAAAACAUGCUAUUAAAGGUGUCGCAAAAGUGUUCAAAUUAAUUUUUGGUCUAACCAAAAGUGGAGUUUGUCUGAGUUUAGAUCUUAUUGAGGGAAUUGACCCUAGCAGAGCCGUACGUCAGCGAAGUUUGGAAGCAAUAGGGGCACUUGUUGACUAAAGGUGUCUAUAAAUCCAUGACCAUGCAUGAAAAUUUUCAAUAAAAACAUCGAUGAUAUGUCUUUUUUUUCGAUUUA
Molecule: messenger RNA, 823 nt
Organism: Contarinia nasturtii (swede midge)
Lineage: Eukaryota; Metazoa; Arthropoda; Insecta; Diptera; Cecidomyiidae
Exons: 7
Coding region: 22-747 (241 amino acids)
Source: RefSeq, a predicted model, not a curated record